This is a messenger RNA of Penicillium roqueforti, 4410 nucleotides long. RefSeq lists its product as uncharacterized. Gene Ontology annotation, cellular component: Atg1/ULK1 kinase complex. Lineage: Eukaryota; Fungi; Ascomycota; Eurotiomycetes; Eurotiales; Aspergillaceae. The record is from RefSeq and is a predicted model, not a curated record. The transcript is spliced from 5 exons. Gene Ontology annotation, molecular function: triacylglycerol lipase activity. Bases 1 to 4410 code for a protein of 1469 amino acids. Gene Ontology annotation, biological process: autophagy; lipid catabolic process.
AUGGCAUUGUCCCUUGCGCUCAUGGUGCGCCUAGCCCUGGUUGGCCUCGUGGUAUUCACUUCAAUUGCCUCAGCCCUGCCGGCGCCUCAAGUCCCUCGCAGCACGGUUCAGGACCCCGACACUGAUCCGUUCUAUCAGCCACCUGCUGGCUUCGCAUCCGAGGCGCCUGGGACAAUCCUGAGCCAACGCAACAUCACUGCCGCGUUCUUUGGUCUCGUCCCGGUUGACGUGGAAGCCUACCAGCUGCUUUACCGCACGACUGCAAUCAAUGGCUCGGCUAUUGCAACAGUCACCACGGUGUUUAAGCCGAAGGACGCUAAGCUUGAUCGUUUCGUUUCCUUCGCCACGGCCUACGAUAGCUCUGCGACGAAAUGUCAGCCUAGCUACACCUACCAGCUUGGUUCGCCACAGGACAGUUUGAUAGCUUCGGUCGAGCUAUUGAUCAUUGAUAUCUACCUUGCUCUUGGUUACACCGUCGCUUCUCCUGACUAUGAGGGACCCGAGGCUGCCUUUGGACCUGGUCGCCUCGCAGGUAUGGGUGUAUUGGAUGGCAUCCGUGCCGUGAAGAGCUUCAAGACGUUGAGUCUUACUGAUGACCCCAUGGUUGUCGGUAUAGGCUAUUCAGGUGGUGCCAUUGCUACCGGAUGGGCAGCCUCUCUGCAACCCCUCUACGCGUCAGAGCUGAACAUCAAGGGCUGGGCGCAGGGUGGAACUCCCGCGAACGUCACUGGCACAAUGUAUCAGCUUGACAACACAGCCUUCAGUGGCUUACUCCCCCCAGCUAUUGCUGGUCUCAUAAAGCCAAGCGCCUAUGGUGCUUCGCUGGGCCCUUUCAUCAGCGAGAUCAUAACGGCUGAAGGCCAACAGAUACUCGACGCCGCCGUUGCCGAAUGCGCCACUGCGGAUAUCGCGGCGUUCUUCGAACGGUCAAUCUUCGACACUAGCUUCCAAACGCUAGGCGAAAAUUUUAUUUUCGACCCGAUCGCUCAGUCGGUACUAAAGCAGAACACCAUGGCUGCCAACGAGGACGAGACCCCGACGGCGCCAACCUUUGUGUACCACGCCACAGACGACGAAGUCAUUCCUUAUGCCGAUGCCAAGACUAUGGUCAAUUCCUGGUGUAACUGGAGUGCAAAUGUCAAGUUUACUACUUAUGCCAGCGGUGGUCAUGCGACCACUGAAAUCAUUGCCAUUCCCGAUGUCAUCAAUUUUGUCCAGGAUGCCUUUGCUGGCACGACCGCAAGUGGCUGCACCACGAAUACCGAGCUUGGUAGUAUUCUUAACCCACUUGCUCUUGGUGUGGAUCUUGAGCCAAUUCUUGUGGAGCUCAUUGAUGCGCUGUUCAAUCUGGGCGAUCAGGACUCGAAGGUCAAGAACGACCCCGUUGGACAUGGCCCUCAGUCUUGGAUCCAUCGCUGCCCGAUUGCGUUCCUGAUAACAGAUUCCGGCGGUGAUAACACUCAUAUCCAGCACUCCCCGAAGACCACCAUGCAUCAACAUCCCCGAUCAUCGGCGGUGCCGUCUCCGCCGCCAAACCUUCCACCCAGACCGACAGCUCGGGACGUCCGCAGAGAACAGGAAACCGCCCCGAGCUCCCCAACGGUCGAUAUGGGGUCUAAUUAUGCCAGGGGGCUGGGAUUAGAGCCGGGACCUCAACCGUCCGAGCAGGGGAGGAAUGCGGCAUUGGGCAAGGAGGCCCUGACCCGGUUAAACCAGAUAAUAUCGAACUAUCACACAAAAGCCGCUUUGAUUAUCCUACAUUCACGAGUUGCACUGCCUCCCUCCUUUAACAAGGGCUCCGAUUCUCCUAGAGUCAACCGCUGGUUCAAUGUCGAGUUAGAUGAUACAGAUGUCCUUCGGGAACCCCUGCGACCUUGGAGAACAUGCGAUGCAACGGACAACCGACCACCACCCCUCGUUAUCGAAACGUACUUAGACACAAAGGGCCUCACAAAUAAUCAAAGUCUGGUGAUUAUUGACGAGAAUGGGAAGCGUUGGGAUGUGCGUGAGUCGCUUGCGGCGCUUCAGGGUGCCCGUGCAAAGCCAUACCAAUCGGAAAAUGACGAGAUUAUCUUGGAGCGGUGGAAAAUCGAAUUGGGAGAGUGCUCCAGCAGGCCUCCGGCAGAUUUGGGCUCUAUCUUGCCGACUGUGUAUAAGAAAAGCAUUGUGCUCUUCCGUUCCUUGUUCACCUACUCCAAGUUCUUGCCUGCAUGGAGAUUCUCUAGACGCAACAAAAAGUUGCGACAGAGUCCGGCCCUCCAGAUCAAGUAUCGUGUGGUAGAUGGGAGCGCUGCUCGUGAUAACCUCCCACUGGAUCAUUUGACAGCCCCGUUGAGCGAGGGAAGCGAAAAAGUGGUGGACACAUACGGCUUUGGGGUCACGGAGUCGCCCGCAGGUCCCUUCUCAGUUCAAGUCACGUAUCGGACGAACUGCGAUUUCCGUGUUGACGACUCAGAAGCGCUACUGAGCUCGCGGUUUAUGGGUGCCGACGACGAGAUCUUUCGUCCGUCGUUGCCUUCAGAUGAUGUCAACCGCCCAAAUCCCGAAGUCGGUUCUGUGCCAGUGGAGAGAAGGGCCGUUGAGAGCCCAGAUUGCACACGUGCAUACGGCAGUCUCUCCACCUUUCAUCAGGUUGGCCCAACAACAGGUGCAAGUCCUAUAUCAGCACUCCGUGCAAUGAGAGAUUCGGGCGCGGGAUCUCCUUCACCGACAGAGUCACCUAAGAGACUCCUCCCUUCUGCCAAAGUCCUUCCUUCAGGACGUGCGGCGCAGAUUGCUGGUGAAAGCGGAGGGUCAAGUUUCCCACGUCGUCCCUCUGUCUCAUUCCAACCCUUCAAAGCUCCCUCUCUGUCUGCUUCCCCGGCUUUAGCAGACUCUCCCCUGGGAAUGUCUCCCCGCAACACGUCACGCAUCUCCACAGGUACAUCUGCCGAUUCCCGCGUCAUGCCGCCCCUUUCUUCUGCCGCUUCAGCGCGCAGACCUAUAACCAUCGCAUCUGAACAAGCUAUAUCAUCCUCUAAUUCCGCAUCCCCCAAGCCUGCUCCGAUAUCCCGUUACAGCAGCUCCUUUAGCCACCGACGAGGCCGCCUUUCCGUAGGGACAAACAGACUGGAAGACGACAACUCCAGUGGCCGAGCGAGUGCGACAUCAUCCAAUGCACAGCCCGGGUCCGGCCUACUUACGGAAGCUACGGGCACGAGUGCGGAGUCUAUUCACGCAGAUGACGAGAAUAUCUCCGACUUUUUGAAGAUGCUUGAUUCGAAAAAGGAUCUAAUGAAUUCAUCCACUGCAUCUCUUCAACCUGGUCCUAGGCAGGCGAACCCCACCGCAGUAGCUCUUGCUCGCUUCCGCGGUAUGCGAGAUUCAAAUGCCGCGUUGUCCGACUCAAUGUCACAGUCUAUGCACAUGCAUCGCUCUUCUCUUUCUUCGAGCAAGCAAUUGUCAGGGGUCCCACCGAUGGUUGCGGGCACCUCCGUCUCCACAGCUUCUUCUCCGGGCAAACCCAUAUCUCCCCACACUCCCCACACGCCUGCUAUACGAUCUCGUCUAAGCUCGAACAGCGUUGCUGAUGACAUUGAGACCGACCACCGUUCAAGAAUCCCUCGCUCGCACCACGAUCCACCACUCGAAGAACAUUCCAGCGCAGAAAAUACGCGAGGAGCUUCUUCUACUGCAGGGGCUAUUGAUAUUCCAACAUCGCCGCGGAUUUUCGACCCUGCUUACCGCCGCUCGAGCUCCGCAGCCGUGCGCCGGCCAGUCGUUACCAGCGACGAUGAUGAAAUAUUCCCAUUCGGCAUGCGCAGCCUCAGUCUGGGGGCCGAUGAGCCCUCUCACGCCACCCUAGCUGCCGCCCAACAGCACACCGAGUCCCUGAAGAGCCAACAAUCACCGGCCGAGGGUCGAAGCGGUCCAUCCCGCUCUGCAGCGGGUCCGUAUCGGGACAGUGCAUCCCUCCGCGGACAGAUGUCUGGACCAACCAGCGCCUCAGCCUCCUCCAACCCCCAUGUCUACCAGCCCCGGUUCGCCAGCUCCCGUGGCCGCGGCUACUCGGGCGGACAUUCCGUCAGCUCAGCAUCCAGCAGCCUCGCCCGGGGCGCCAAUCCCGCGCCGCAUCUGGUGGAGCGCGACCAUGACCGUGAUGGAAACGCCAGCGGAAGCAACAGCGGCAACUCCACGUUAGAGAUCCGCCGUGGUUCCGGGCAGCGGCCGGGCGCGGUUCGGACGCUUUCCGGACAAGCGCCCGAAGACGAUGAGCCGCUGCUCUUCGCGAUGAGCGACUUUGGUGUCUCGCGGCGCAGCCUAGAUGAAGUUCGACACGGGAACCACGGUGGGGCUGAAUCGGCUGCUGGGUCCCGGCGCGGGAGUGGGAGACGGGGAGCAGGGCUCCCGGGCUUCCAUGUUUGGUCUUGA